Molecule: messenger RNA, 453 nt
Organism: Ipomoea nil (Japanese morning glory)
Lineage: Eukaryota; Viridiplantae; Streptophyta; Magnoliopsida; Solanales; Convolvulaceae
Product: F-box protein SKIP27-like
Exons: 3
Coding region: 1-453 (150 amino acids)
Molecular function (GO): protein binding
Source: RefSeq, a predicted model, not a curated record
AUGGAGGUUGCAGGUUUAACAUCAAUCACACCUACAUAUAAGUCUGCUCUCGAAGCCUUGCCUCAAGAUAUUCUGAUCAGAAUAGUUUGUGGUGUGGAUCAUGAUGAUUUGAGAGCACUGUUUCACGUUUCCAAGACGCUCCGAGAAGUGACGUUGGUUGCUAAAAAAUUACAUUUUGAAUAUAGUACGCCGAAGAAGAUGGUUCAUUUCUGGAAGAACGAUGAUGAUGAUGAUGAUUUUGGGGAGUUUAAUAAUGAUAAUAAUGGAGUUGUUGUUGCAGCACCUAAUGCUCCAAAACACUUGAGAGUUACAAGGUCUCGGUUGAUUAGCAAGAAGCUGGCUGGUAUAUCUGUUGCCCUAUUUGCAUCAGAAUAUGGUGGGGCAGUUAAGUGGCAAUGCAAUAAGCAGUUUUUGCAGAUGGCGUCGCCCGGCAUAGAUGAGAUCAGAUCUUAA